Molecule: messenger RNA, 7737 nt
Organism: Pecten maximus
Lineage: Eukaryota; Metazoa; Mollusca; Bivalvia; Pectinida; Pectinidae
Product: mucin-2-like
Exons: 13
Coding region: 1-7737 (2578 amino acids)
Molecular function (GO): calcium ion binding
Source: RefSeq, a predicted model, not a curated record
AUGGAAUCUGAUUCUACUACUACAGCCGUACCGUUCUUAACGACCACAACCUUACCGGAGACAGCUAAAGCAUCAGUUCAAGCCACAACAACCACAAAAGGACCAUCAUCCACAACGACCGCAACUCUUCCCAAAACAACUACGACAGCAUCAUCCACAACCACCACAAUUCUUCAAGACACAACAAUCACGGUAGCAUCAUCCGCAACAGAUAUAACUGCCACAUUAGAACCAUCCACAACGCCUACACAAUUGCCGGAGACAACAACAACACAAGUCAAUUCCACAACGACCAAAACUGUUCCCGAAACAACAGCCUCGACAGUAUCAUCCACAACGAUCUCAAUUAUUCCCGAAACAACCACAAUACCUAUCCCAUCAACAACGACCACUAUGGUUCCUGAAACAACAACCACGGCAGAAACAUCCACAACGACCACAACGUUCCCGGAGAUAACUACAACAUCUAUCCCAUCAACAGCAACCAACAUUGUUACGGAAACAACAAUCACAACAACACCAUUAUCAACGUUUUCAACUACACCGGAGAUAACAUCUACAACGAGCAUAAUGAUUCCCGAUAAAACUACAACAUCCGCAACGACAACAAUUGUUUCGGAAACAACAUCCACAAGAGAUGUGGAAACAAGCACCAUACCCGUACUAUUCUCUACUACUGAGCCACUCACUACUGAAGAAGGAUCCAAUGAAGCAGACACUGCUGAAGUAGCGUCUACUGAGUCAGUCAUUACUGAAGCAACGUCUCCUGCGCCAAUCACGACUGAAGCAGAAUCUACUGAGCUAAUCUCUAUCGAAGCAGGAUCGACUGAGUUAGUCACUUUUGAGGCAACGCCAUAUGAAUCAGUCACUACUGAAGUAACAUCUUCUGAGUCGGUCACUGCUGAAGUUACAUCUUCUGAGUCAGUCACUACUGAAGCAGUCAUUACUGACACAAUGUCAUCUAAGUCUUUCAUAACUGAAAUAGGCUCUACUGAGCAAGUCACUGCUGAAACAGCGUCUACUGAGAAAGUAACUACUGCAAAAGCGUAUACUGAGCCAACCACUACUGAAGCAACGUCUACUGAGCCAUUCACGCCUGAAGCAACGUCUUUUGAGUCACUCACAACCGAAGCAGGAUCUACUGCGCCAGUCUCUAUCGAAGCAGGAUCUACUGAGUCAGUCAUUACUGAAGCAACAUCUCCUGAGCCAAUCACGACUGAAGCAACGUCUUUUGAGUCAGUCACUACUGAAGCGGUCAUAACUGAAUCAAUGUCAUCUAAGUCAUUCAUAACUGAAGCAGGCUCUACUGAGCUAGUCACUAUUGAAACAGCGUCUACUGAGCCUGUCACUGCUGAAACAGCGUCUACGGAGAAAGUCAUUACUGCAACAGCGUCUACUGAGCCAACCACUACUGAAACAGCGUCUACUGAGCCCGUCACUGCUGAAACAGCGUCUACUGAGAAAGUCACUACUGCAACAGCGUAUACUGAGCCAACCACUACUGAAGCAACUUCUACUGAGCCAUUCACGCCUGAAGCAACGUCUUUUGAGUCAGUCACAACUGAAGCAGGAUCUACUGAGCAAGUCUCUAUCGAAACAUCAUCUACUGAGUUAGUCACUACUAAAGCAACGUCACAUAUAUCAGUCACUACUGAAGUAACAUCUUCUGAGUCAGUCACUACUGAAGCGGUCAUAACUGAAUCAAUGUCAUCUAAGUCAUUCAUAACUGAAGCAGGCUCUACUGAGCUAGUCACUAUUGAAACAGCGUCUACUGAGCCAGUCACUGCUGAAACAGCGUCUACUAAUAAAGUCACUACUGCAACAGCGUCUACUGAGCCAAUCAAGACUGAAGCAACGUCUACUGAGCCAAUCACGAAUGAAGCAACGUCUAGUGAGCCAAUUACGACUGAAGCAUCAUCUACUGAGCCAGUCACUACUGCAAUAGCGUCUACUGAGCCAAUCACGACUGAAGCAACAUCUACUGAGCCAGGCACUACUGAAGCAACGUCUACUGAGCCAAUCACGAAUGAAGCAGCGUCUACAGAGCCAAUCACGACUGAAGCAACAUCUACUGAGCCAGGCACUACUGAAGCAGCGUUUACUGAGCCAGUCACUGCUGAAACAGCGCAUACUGAGAAAGUCACUACUGAAGCAAUGUCUUUUGAGUCGGUCACAACUGAAGCAGUAUCUACUGAGCCAGUCUCUAUCGAAGCAGGAUCUACUGAGUCAGUCACGACUGAAGCCGGAUCUUCUGAAGCAGUCAUUCCUGAGGCAAUGUCAUCUAAGUCAUCCAUUAAUGUACAGGUCUCUACCGAGCCUGUCACUAUUGAAACAGCGUCUACUGAGCCUAUCACUAUUGAAACAGUUUCUACCGAGCCUAUCACUAUUGAAACAGCGUCUACUGAGCCUAUCACUUUUGAAGCAGCGUCUACUGAAGCAGUCACUAUUGAAACAGCGUCUACUGAAGCAGUCACUAUUGAAACAGCGUCUACUGAAGCAGUCACUAUUGAAGCAGGAUCUACUGAAGUAGUCACUACUAUAGCAGCUACAAUUGAGCCAGCCGCUACUGAAGCAGCGUCUGUAGAGCCAGUCACUACUGAAGAACGAUUUACUAUAACAGGUUCUACUGAAUCAGUCACUGCUGAAGUAUUAACUACUCGAAAAGUCACUACUAAAUUAGUCACAACUGAAUCAGUGACUAGUGAGCCAAUGACAAACGCUUUUGUGACAACAGUCAUCGUUUCACCAACAAAGACGGCGGAAACAUCAGACACAAAUACUGGAUCAAACAUAGAACAGACGACAGAAUUAAAUACACAGGCUAUAUCACUCACUCCAAUGAACCAACCGUCGACUACUUCAAUCACAACUCAACGGGACAAGUCGCCGUAUACUUCAUACACAAAUUUUGGAGACGAAAUGUCAACUACAGCAAUCACAACUCUGGGAGACGAACCGUCCACCACAACAAUCACAACUCUGGGAGACGAACCGUCCACUACAACAAUCACAACUCUAGGAGACGAACCGCCCACUACCACAAUCACAACUCUGGGAGACAAACCGUCCACUACCACAAUCACAACUCUUGGAGACGAACCGUCCACUACCACAAUCACAAAUCUGGGAGACGAACCGUCCACUACCACAAUCACAACUCUGGGAGACGAACCGUCCACUACCACAAUCACAACUCUUGGAGACGAACCGUCCACUACACCAAUCACAACUCUUGGAGACGAACCGUCCACUACAACAAUCACAACUCUUGGAGACGAACCGUCCACUACAACAAUCACAACUCUGGGAGACGAACCGUCACUACAACAAUCACAACUCUUGAAGACGAACCGUCCACUACACCAAUCACAACUCUGGGAGACGAACCGUCCACUACACCAAUCACAACUCUUGGAGACGAACCGUCCACUACACCAAUCACAACUCUGGGAGACGAACUGUCCACUACACCAAUCACAACUCUGGGAGACGAACCGUCCACUACCACAAUCACAACUCUUGGAAACGAACCGUCCACUACAUCAAUCACAACUCUGGGAGACGAACCGUCCACUACACCAAUCAACUGGGAGACGAACCGUCACUACAAUCACAACUCUGGGAGACGAACUGUCCACUACACCAAUCACAACUCGUGGAGAUGAACCGUCCAUUGCAACUAUCACAACUCUGGGAGACGAACCGUCCACUACAACAAUCACAACUCUGGGAGACGAACCGUCCACUACCACAAUCUCAACUCUGGGAGACGAACCGUCCACUACACCAAUCACAACUCUUGGAGACGAACCGCCUACUACAUUAAUCACAACUCUGGGAGACGAACCGCUUACUACAACAAUCACAACUCUGGGAGACGAACCGUCCACUACACCAAUCACAACUCUGGGAGACGAACCUUUCACUACACCAAUCACAAAUCUGGGAUAUGAACCGUCCACUACACCAAUCACAACUCUGGGAGACGAACAUUCCACUACAUCAAUCACAACUCUAGGAGACGAACCGUCCACUACAUCAAUCACAACUCUAGGAGACAAACCGUCCACUACACCAAUCACAAAUCUGGGAUAUGAACCGUCCACUACAACAAUCACAACUCUUGGAGACGAACUUUCCACUACAUCAAUCACAACCCUAGGAGACGAACUUUCCACUACAUCAAUCACAACUCUGGGAGACAAACCGUCCACUACACCAAUCACAACUCUGGGAGACGAACCGUCCACUACACCAAUCACAACUCUGGGAGACAAACCGACCACUACAACAAUCACAACUCUUGGAGACGAACUUUCCACUACAUCAAUCACAACCCUAGGAGACGAACCGUCCACUACAACAAUCACAACUCUAGGAGACGAACCGUCCACUACCACAAUCACAACUCUGGGAGACAAACCGUCCACUACACCAAUCACAACUCUUGGAGACGAACCGUCCACUACACCAAUCACAACUCUGGGAGACGAACCGUCCACUACACCAACCACAACUCUGGGAGACAAACCGACCACUACAACAAUCACAACUCUGGGAGACGAACCGUCCACUACAACAAUCACAAAUCUGAGAGACGAACUGUCCACUACCACAAUCACAACUCUGGGAGACGAACCGUCCACUACACCAAUCACAACUCUGGGAGACGAACCGUCCACUACACCAAUCACAACUCUGGGAGACGAACCGUCCACUACACCAAUCACAACUCUGGGAGACGAACCGUCCACUACACCAAUCACAACUCUGGGAGACGAACCGUCCACUACAACAAUCACAACUCUGGGAGACGAACCGUCCACUACAACAAUCACAACUCUGGAAGACGAACCGUCCACUACAACAAUCAUAACUCUUGGAGAUGAACCGUCCACUACCACAAUCACAACUCUAGGAGACAAACCGUCCACUACAACAAUCACAACUCUUGGAGAUGAACCGUCCACUACAACAAUCACAACUCUGGAAGACGAACCGUCCACUACAACAAUCACAACUCUGGAAGACGAACCGUCCACUACCACAAUCACAACUCUAGGAGACGAACCGUCCACUACACCAAUCACAAAUCUGGGAGACGAACCGCCUACUACAUCAAUUACAACUCUGGGAGACGAACUGCUUACUACAACAAUCACAACUCUGGGAGACAAACCGUCCACUACAACAAUCACAACUCUUGGAGACGAACCGUCCACUACAACAAUCACAACUCUGGGAGACAAACCGUCCACUACAACAAUCACAACUCUUGGAGACGAACCGUCCACUACAACAAUCACAACUCUGGGAGAUAAAACAACCCCUUCAUCAAUCACAACAAUCGUUGACGAUUCGUCUGCUAAAUCAAUCACAACUCUUGAGAAUGAACCGUCCACUACAUCAGUAAUAACAUUUGGAGGCGAACAGUCUACAACACCAAUCUCAACAACAAUCACAACGUUUGUUGAUGAACCGUCCACUGUAUCAAUUACAACACACGGUGAUUAUCCAUCUUCUACCUCUAGCGGGGACGAACCGUCCACUGUAUCAAUCACAACACACGGUGACCAUCCACCUUCUACCUCUAGCGGGGACGAACCGUCCACUGUAUCAAUGACAACACAUGGUAAUUAUCCAUCUUCUACCUCUAGCGGGGACGAGCCGUCCACUGUAUCAAUUACAACACACGGUGACCAUCCAUCCUCUACCUCUAGCGGGGACGAACCGUCCACUGUAUCAAUGACAACACACGGUGAUCAUCCAUCCUUUACCUCUAGCGGGGACGAACCGUCAACUUUAUCAACCACAACACACGGUGACCAUCCAUCCUUUACCUCUAGCGGGGACGAACCGUCCACUGUAUCAAUUACAACACACGGUGACCAUCCGUCCUCUACCUCUAGCGUGGACGAACCGUCCACUGUAUCAACCACAACACACGAUGACCAUCCAUCUUCUACCUCUAGCACAGCUCUCGGGGGCGAAAUAACCACUACCUCUCUGGUGGAGGAAACGUCACCUUCAUCAACUUCAGAUCUCGGAAACGAACUAAUCGGGGACGAAACCUAUACUUUAACAACAACGCUUAGGGAGCAAUCUUCCAUUUCAGUAGUCUCAUCAUUCUCAGACGAAACAAUUACAUUGAGUACAGACCAGACGUCAACUGUUCCGAAUGACGACUACCAAACACCAACUGCAUCCAGCUCAGGUGUUUCCUCCCCUUCAUCUCCUAAACACAUCACCGAGACUCCGAACACCAUAACGAAUAUUCAGACCACUACCGCCGAGAAUGUUGUCAAUUCGUCAGUCUCGCAAAUAGAUAAAACAGUCACAGAGACAUCAAAUGUGCCAACGAUAGCGAGAGCCUCAAACCCCAGCACGACAGAGUCAGUUACUUCAGUUUCCGAACAACCUGAAACUACGCCAACAUCGCCGCCUUCAACAACGGUGGUAUCAGUCACUCCCGGUUCUACUAACGUGGUAACCGAGCCACCAACAGUUACUGUGGACACACCUCAAACAGAUCAGUACCUGUCGUCAAUAGCUUUAGUUGCAGACUGGGAUGAGGCGUACGAGGAUCCUAACUCAGUCGAAUAUAGGGAUCUCAUGCAUGCCGUCUUGGCUCCAGGCAGUAUCAAAGUCGAUUAUGAAGUCGUCAUGAGCCACAAACAACUUGAAGGAGAUACUUUAGGGGAAGCCUUAUGGAAUGCUUAUGGGAACAUUGAUUAUCCGUCUAUGAUGUUAAAAGAGGAUGCCAUUUCCUUUCUAGAUGAAACAAAACUCAAGGAGAUCAGCGAGCCAGACUCCAUAGAUACCUCACCCACUGAGAGCGCUGUAGUUAACCUAUGUGCUCUAAAACCAUGCACGGGAAAUGCUGUCUGCCAUGUCGUUCAAGAUAUCAACGAAUGUUUGGAAGGACCGUGUGGAGACCAUGCUCUCUGCUAUAACUCUCCAGGUAGCUACCAGUGUGUCUGUCACCCGGGCUACUUGAUGGUGAGCGGUGGAUGCAAAGACAGGGACGAGUGUCUGAGUUUUCCUUGUCCUGGUAACGCCCAUUGUAACAACACGGACGGUAGUUACAACUGUACCUGUUUUGACGGCUUCAUCAGUAUCGGCAACACGUGCGAAGACAUUAACGAAUGUGAUGCCGAUCCAACCCCGUGUCCCUCUAACUCCGACUGCGUUAAUAUUGAUGGUGGUCACGUGUGCGUGUGUCUCACAGGUUACAAUAAGGUCGAUGCUACAUGUGAAGAUACAAAUGAAUGUCUCACUGGUGUAUGUGGCGUAAAUGCGGACUGUCUGAACACUAAAGGAAGCUACCAAUGUUCCUGUAAAAUAGGGUACACCGCCAUCAACAACAACUGUGAAGAUAUAGACGAAUGUAUGUACGGUCUUUGCCCUCCCAAUGCCAACUGUACCAACAUACCCGGGAGUUACACAUGCACUUGUCAAACUGGGUAUAUCGAUAUUGGAACGAUGUGUGAAGAUAUAAAUGAAUGUUUGUGGUCACCUUGUAUGGAGUUUGCCACCUGUGAGAACUCUGUUGGAAGUUACCGGUGCUCAUGUCUACCUGGCUUCACUAUGGAUGGGAACACGUGCGUCGAUAUCGACGAAUGCAAGAGCAACCCGUGUCCAAGUCAUUCAAAGUGUUGGAAUAACCAAGGCAAUUACGCAUGCGCUUGCGAGAAGGGAUUUUACCAGAAAACACCUUACGAAUGUCUUGGUAAUUGA